AUGAGCAACCUCGGCGGUGGUCUCCGCUCUGUCGACUGGAGCACCCAGAAGCUCACCCACUUCGAGAAGAACUUCUACAACGAGGACAAACGCGUCUCCGCCCGCUCAGAGCGCGAGAUCGAGGAGUUCCGCAAGACCAAGGAGAUGAAGGUCCAAGGCCGCGACAUUCCUCGCCCCGUCACUUCCUUCGACGAGAUCGGCUUCCCCGAGUACAUUAUGGACACCAUCCGUGCCCAGGGUUUCCCCAGCCCCACCCCCAUCCAGUGUCAGGCCUGGCCCAUGGCCCUCAGCGGCCACGACGUCGUCGCCAUCGCCCAGACCGGCUCUGGAAAAACCAUCUCCUUCGCCCUUCCCGCCAUGCUGCACAUCAACGCCCAACCGCUCCUGGCUCCCGGCGACGGUCCCAUCGCCCUCAUCCUUGCUCCCACUCGUGAGCUCGCCGUCCAGAUCCAGCAAGAGUGCACCAAGUUCGGCUCCAACUCCCGUAUCCGGAACACGGCCAUCUAUGGCGGUGCCCCCAAGGGCCCCCAGAUCCGUGACCUCCAGCGCGGAGUCGAGAUUGUCAUCGCCACUCCUGGUCGCCUUAUCGACAUGCUCGAGACGGGCAAGACCAACCUCCGCCGCAUCACCUACCUUGUCAUGGACGAGGCCGACCGUAUGCUUGAUAUGGGUUUCGAGCCUCAGAUCCGCAAGAUUGUCAGCCAAAUUCGCCCAGACAGGCAGACACUCAUGUUCUCUGCCACGUGGCCGAAGGACGUCCAAAAGCUGGCCAAUGACUUCUUGAAGGACUUCAUCCAGGUCAACAUCGGUUCGAUGGAGCUGACCGCGAACCACAACAUCCAGCAGAUCAUUGAGGUCGUCAGCGACUUUGAGAAGCGCACGAAGCUCAUCAAGCACCUCGAUCAGAUCAGCCAGGAGAACGCGAAAGUGCUCAUCUUCGUCGGCACGAAGCGUGUCGCGGAUGACAUCACCAAGUACCUUCGCCAAGAUGGGUGGCCAGCACUGGCCAUCCACGGCGACAAGGAGCAGCGCGAGCGUGAUUGGGUGCUAGGAGAGUUCAAGGCCGGGCGUUCACCCAUCCUGAUCGCUACGGACGUAGCGUCUCGUGGUCUCGACGUGAAGGACGUUCGUUACGUUAUCAACUAUGACUUCCCGAACAACUGCGAGGACUACAUCCACCGGAUUGGUCGUACAGGGCGGGCUGGUAUGACGGGUACUUCGUACACUUACUUCACGACCGACAACGCCAAGCAAGCCCGGGAGCUGAUUGGCAUUCUCCGCGAGGCCAAGGCCACCGUGCCGCCUCAACUUGAGGAGAUGUCGAUGUUCGGUGGCGGUGGUGGCGGUCGCAGUCGUUACGGUGGUGGCGGCGGCGGUCGCGGUCGCGGAGGAGGAGGCGGAGGCGGAGGCCGCUGGGGCGGAGGAGGAGGCGGCGGCGGCGGUGGUGGUGGUGGCGGGCACGACAACGGGUACGGAGGGCGGAACAACGACCGCUGGUGA
This is a messenger RNA of Epithele typhae, 1500 nucleotides long. Its product is annotated as DEAD-domain-containing protein. The transcript is spliced from 9 exons. Gene Ontology annotation, cellular component: nucleus; cytoplasm; ribonucleoprotein complex. Lineage: Eukaryota; Fungi; Basidiomycota; Agaricomycetes; Polyporales; Epitheliaceae. Gene Ontology annotation, biological process: rRNA processing. Bases 1 to 1500 code for a protein of 499 amino acids. Gene Ontology annotation, molecular function: ATP binding; RNA helicase activity; RNA binding. The record is from RefSeq and is a predicted model, not a curated record.